GAGAUGGAUGGAUGGAUGAUGUAGGUGCGUUUGACCUUUUGACUCUUUCUGGCGAGAAGCUGAAGCUGAAUGUGCGAAUUGGCAAUUACAGUAGAGAUUGGCUAAGAUAAAAACAAGAUGUAGCUAAAAGAUACAACUUGAAAUACAACCUAAAAGAUACUUUAAGAAGAAGAUAACUGUUUGGUUAAUUAUAGUACUCUCCCUUAGAGAUCCUUCUUUUUCUAUUUACCUAAAAUAUCAAAAAAAUAAAACAAAAAAAUCCCCCUAGUAUCCUUUUUGGCGAUCGUAGUUCAUUGAACUGAGAGAGGAUUGCAACAUCCCACUGCCGCAGCCUCUGCCAGACAGCCCAGAGAGAGAACGAGAGUGUGAGAGAGAAAGCCCAAGAGAGAGCUCUCUCUUGAGACAGCCUUGUAAAUUUUAGCCGGGCUCAGGGGGUGGCAACGCCUGGCAUUUAACCCUUAAGCAGUGCAACCAAGCUUGUGUACAUACAUAGAAGACUAGGAUGUUUCGCCAAAAAGGAAAUAUUACAACUUGUUUUGGGCUAAGGGUGGGUUUUUGGCCGCCGUCGCCGUCGCCGCCGUCGAUGGUUGCUCAUUUUUGCUUUCAGCAAUUUUCGGUGUUUUUCUAAGGGGUGCUGUGAGCCUGUAUCCUUCCCCCGCCCCUCUUAACCGGACGACUCCUGCUGUUUCUGCUCCUGCUGCUGUGUUACAUAACUGGGCGGGGUACAAACACACACACACAUGCAGAAAGGAGAGCUGUAACAGUUUUGAGGGGGUGGGGGUUGACCGGCUGGGCGAGUGCGAGAGCGGGAGCGGGAGCACGCGAGCCUGGCCAGAAUGUCCUGCGCUCAGAAGCAUCGUGUGCCUGGAACGUAGCGGAUCUGUGCCUCUGUCUCGCCGCUCCAUUGCCAAUUCAGACUACGAUAAAUAGCCACAAAACAUUUAAUUUGAAUAAUAAAUUUGAUAUUUCAAAAUAAAAUCAAGUAUCCCAGAACCAAAAGCAAAAGCAAAACACACAAAGAAAACAAAAACAAAUCAACGGCAGAUUAAAGUCAAUAAGCCAAAAGCAAAAAAAAAAAAAAAGCAAAUCCAGUGGAAGUUCUGUGAGUAGUGUCUGUGAGUGCUUCCUAUACUGUGUUUGUGUGUGUGUGUUAGUGUCUGAGAGUCUGAGAGCUUUGAUUGCCGAGUGGGUGGUGUGGAGAGGAAGAAGCAGAAUAUAGUGGGAGAGAGCGAGAAGUCUGGGCGGAGAGAGAGAGAGAGAUUGAGCGAGAGACAACCGCCUAACCCACAAAAGAGAGCAACGAAUCCAUCCUAGGACUCUUCCGGAAAAAAUGAGAGAUCUGGAUUCUUCAGUGGAAUUGGACUUUAUGAUGGCAAAUAACGGAGCCAACGGCGGAGUCGACACACAGGCGCAACUGAUGCAAAAUGCAGCAGCCGCUGCGGCGGUGGCAGCCACAAAUGCGGCAGCAGCACCAGUACAGAAUGCCGCUGCCGUGGCCGCGGCCGCUCAACUGCAACAGCAGCAGCAGGUGCAGCAGGCCAUACUCCAGGUCCAACAACAGCAGACACAACAGGCCGUGGCCGCAGCAGCAGCAGCCGUUACGCAGCAGUUGCAGCAACAACAGCAGGCAGCCGCCGCCCAACAAACGGCAGUCCAACAACAGCAGCAACAACAACAGCAGCAGCAACAGCAGCAACAACAGCAGCAGCAGCAAGCCGUCGUACCCCAGCCGGCUGCAGUGCAGCAGGCGGUGGUGCAACAACAGCCACAGGCGAACACCAACGGUAGCGGUGGAGCAUCCCAGAAUGGCAGCAACGGCAGCUCGGAGACGCGCACAAAUCUGAUUGUGAACUAUUUGCCGCAGACGAUGACCGAGGACGAGAUCCGGUCCCUGUUCUCCAGCGUCGGCGAGAUCGAGUCGGUGAAACUGAUACGGGACAAGUCGCAGGUCUACAUCGAUCCCCUGAAUCCCCAGGCGCCCAGCAAGGGACAGUCUCUGGGCUAUGGAUUUGUGAACUAUGUGCGACCCCAGGAUGCCGAGCAGGCGGUGAAUGUCCUGAAUGGACUCCGGCUCCAGAAUAAGACGAUCAAGGUGUCGUUCGCCCGUCCCUCGUCGGAUGCCAUAAAGGGCGCCAAUCUGUAUGUCUCCGGUCUGCCCAAGACGAUGACCCAGCAGGAGCUGGAGGCGAUCUUUGCUCCGUUCGGUGCCAUCAUCACAUCCCGGAUCCUGCAGAACGCCGGCAACGAUACCCAGACCAAGGGCGUGGGAUUCAUACGAUUCGAUAAGCGGGAAGAGGCCACCAGGGCCAUCAUAGCACUGAACGGCACCACACCCUCCAGCUGCACAGAUCCGAUUGUGGUGAAGUUCUCGAAUACGCCCGGCAGCACCAGCAAGAUCAUCCAGCCGCAGCUGCCGGCCUUCCUCAAUCCCCAGUUGGUCCGCCGGAUCGGCGGAGCGAUGCAUACGCCGGUGAACAAGGGACUGGCCCGAUUCUCACCGAUGGCUGGGGAUAUGCUUGAUGUGAUGCUGCCGAAUGGCUUGGGAGCUGCGGCGGCGGCAGCCACAACGCUGGCCAGCGGUCCGGGCGGUGCUUAUCCCAUUUUCAUUUAUAAUCUGGCGCCGGAAACGGAAGAGGCAGCCCUGUGGCAGCUGUUCGGUCCAUUCGGGGCUGUGCAAUCGGUGAAGAUCGUCAAGGAUCCGACCACGAAUCAGUGCAAGGGCUAUGGCUUUGUCUCGAUGACGAACUAUGAUGAGGCGGCGAUGGCGAUCCGGGCCCUCAAUGGCUAUACUAUGGGAAAUCGGGUGCUGCAGGUCAGCUUCAAGACCAACAAGCCCAAGUAAAUCCAUAGCCAUCGUGGAGGAGGAGCAGCCAUUGACCCUGAAUCACACACACAACUUAACACACCACCCCAACACACACACCCGACACCCGACACACACACACACACACACAUAUAUAAAUAUGCAUGGUAUAACGGUAACUAAGCGCAACAAAACAGUAUGUGUAAAACACUUAAAAAAAAAAAACAAAAAACAAAACAAAACAAAGGACUUGAAAGAAAGGAAAGUCCUGGCCAGGCAGGAGGCGGAGUAGUACUCUCUCUCACGUGUCGAAACAACGAACAACGGCAUCUUCCCUCCCUCUUAACCCCUUAAAAUCCCUGCAAUCCUUGAAGUCCUUGAAGCAAAGAACCAACCUAAAAAAAAAAAAACUCAAAAUCCAAUCGCCGGCCAAAAGCGUUGCAAUAGAAAAAUUCUUCUUGUUUAGCAUUUAAGUAAAAAACCAUUAACUAAACAUUUAAAACAAGGAGAGAUCUGUAUUAGGAUGAGAUUUGUGACAGAGAGAGAGAGAUAAUGUUAGAGAAGGAUAGGCAGACAAGUGAGAUUAUGAGGAAAUUGCCUCAAAACUUUGGCAGCUAAAGCGAAAAAAGGUCAAAGGUUGCACUCGCAAUCCAGUUAGUCGCAAAGCAAAACAAAGAAAUCAACCAUACACACAAAAAAAUAAAAAACAAAAAAACAAAAAACACUUAAAGAAAUUUAAAAAAAAUAUUACUAGCAAAAAACAAAAACAUGAGAAAUUUUAAAAAUUUAUUAAACUUAAGAAAAACGCAGCAAUGAAAUCUUCCAAAAACUAAACAAAAAAAAAAAAAAGAACAAGAAACUCUGUUAGUUACACUCCAAAAAAAAACUUUUCUACCAUAAACAAAAAGAAAAAAAAAAGAAUCUUAAAUCUUGAUACAAAAAACUAAAAAGAAAAAAAACGAAAAACCAGAAUUAAGAUUUGCAAAAAAAAAAUAAGGAGAUCAGUUUCUAGGAUAUACACACACAUUGAGUGCUUACAGGACCUCAGUUUGGCUUUUUUUUUUUUUGUCAUCCAAAGGGCUGGGCCGAAAACGAAAGGAAAAAAAAGUAUUCGAAGGGCGAUCGAGAUCGCAAUUAUAAUAAAUAUAAAUAACAUGGAGGCUGCUACAGUAUUAAAAAAAAAAACUUAAAAAAAAAAACAAACAGCAAGUUUAAUAUUUCUAAAAAAAAAAUAUAUAUAUAUAUAGAUCUAUAUACACUUAUAUAUAGAAGUUUAAAGAAUUUUUUUUAAAUGUUUUGUGUUUGUUUUUUUUUUUCCCCCCCACCCCUACACUUAGAGAAACGAAGUAAGCCCGAAUUGUGGUGAGAAAGAGGCCGAACUGGUGUCCUUUAAGCCAAAAAAACAAGCAGUUUUAACUGUAAAGGAGACAGGAGGCAAAAGUAAUACAAUAAUUUAUGCGCAAAUUUGAAACGUUUUACUAAAGUAAAUAAUUGUUAGUGAAUAUUUAAAUACUGUAAUACUUGUGCGUGUGUAUAUAGGUGGAUAUAUAUAUAUUAGUAUUAUCCUUGAAUGCAGGCACAGAGACAGGCUUUUCGUAAGCGCAUCUUAUAUAUACUUUAUAUAAUGUAUAGUUCAAGGAUAUUUGCUAAAAAAAAAAAAAAAUAACAAAAAAACAAAACAAUUUAGUGUUUAAACAAAGCGUAGCACAAAAAAAUGGGGAAAAAAAUAAGAGAAAACAGGCAACAGCAACAAUUUUUUUUACAAACAGUUUGAAACAAAAACUAAAAAUUAAUGAAAAAAAAAAGAUCAUUAGCAAAGCGUUUUCUUUAGCCAAGUAAGGAAAGGUUUGAAGGGAAGGAUAUAGUAAAGGAUAAAGGAUAACUUCAAGCACAUCCCAUAUAUAAUCCAAAUCCCCCAUAUAUAUAUAUAAUAUCCAAGAACUUUUGUGCAAUUUUUUUUGCGUUAAUUUAUUAGUUGAAAUUUUUUUGUAAAAUCGACUUUUCGUUUGCUUUUUCGUUUUUUUUUUUUUUUAUAGUAUUUGGUUUUUUUUUUGUAUAGAAGAGAGUGAGACAAUACACUACAAUUCAACCAACAAACAAAAACAUAUAUAUAUAAUCUAUAAACUAUAUAAUUUCGAUUCUGGAUUUGUAUUUGAAUUUGAGUUUAAGUUUGAUUUCUUUGUUUGCUUUGUGUACGAAUUGAAUCUAGAGGCUCCUGCAUCCAAAAACUCCAAAAAAGAAAAACUACAAAAUCACCGACCCGACCAUGCAUAUUUAUACGAAACGAUUUGUGUUCUUUAAUAUUAUUUUGAGUUUAUUUUCCAAAAACAACUAAAAAAAAAAAAUAGUGAAAUUUUCUCAAAACCAAAACCGAUAACAGAAAUCAGAAAUCAGUAUCCUUAGAAGCGAGGAGCCACGUAGAAAUUGAUUUAAUUAUGAUUAUUAUUAUUACGAUACUUAGCUCUAUGUGUAAUCGGGUAUAUGUACUCUAUAUACCUUCUUAAAUAUAAUCCAUAAUUUUUUUUUUUUGUAUAAUUAUAGGCCAACAAGAAAUCUUUUUUUUUGUGUUUGAACAAAAUUUGCAACAAGAAAUCUAGUCAGAAGAAGUAAGGAUGAGAAGACGACGGAGGAGUUGAAGAGAAUAUAGAAGAGAAUAUAUAUUGUAGAUGAAACCAAAAGAAAACUAUGGCAAUUUCUAGUAGCUACCAAUAAGCAUAGCAAAAUGAUUGAUGAAAUGAUUAAAAAAUAAAUAUUAAAAAAACAAAAAAAAGAAAGGAAAAAUACAAGGCCUGCUCUCCCCUUUCCAAAGAUUAGCCUCCCCAGUCUCCUGAGAAGAAUAGAUAGCUUUCUUCCGGGAGUAAUUAUGAAUUAUAAACAAUCUGCUAGUUUAUUUAUAUACUAAAAAAAAAAUACACAAAAAACAAUUAUGUACUUGAUUUUGUUUAAUUUGUAUUUCUGUCAUCACCUUAACACUCUCACACUUACACAACACAACACACACACACACACACACACAUA
Messenger RNA from Drosophila ananassae, 5821 nucleotides. It is a transcript of the gene elav, whose product is annotated as protein elav. Gene Ontology annotation, cellular component: ribonucleoprotein complex. Lineage: Eukaryota; Metazoa; Arthropoda; Insecta; Diptera; Drosophilidae. The coding region runs from base 1331 to 2842 and encodes 503 amino acids. The record is from RefSeq and is a predicted model, not a curated record. Gene Ontology annotation, molecular function: RNA binding. The transcript has 3 exons.